Messenger RNA from Limulus polyphemus (Atlantic horseshoe crab), 2990 nucleotides. Its product is annotated as polycystin-2-like. The record is from RefSeq and is a predicted model, not a curated record. NCBI's taxonomy places the organism in Eukaryota, Metazoa, Arthropoda, Merostomata, Xiphosura, Limulidae. Gene Ontology annotation, molecular function: calcium channel activity; calcium ion binding. Gene Ontology annotation, biological process: detection of mechanical stimulus. Gene Ontology annotation, cellular component: membrane. The transcript has 16 exons. The coding region runs from base 651 to 2990 and encodes 779 amino acids.
UUCACUGCUAAAUUAGGGACGGCUAGCGCAGAUAGUCCUCAUAUAGCUUUGCGCGAAAUAUAUAACAAGGACACCUAUUCUAUUUUAAGGAAAAAUGGAAUUACCUCAGUCAGUUUAUUACCAUUCCUAUUUCUGAACAACGACAGUUAACUUUCUUACUAUUUAUUUCUAGUUUCAUUUUUUAUAUUUAUAACAAGUAUGAAAGAUGUACGAUGCACAAGUUAAAAGAAAUAAAAUAUUAAUAUUUUAGCAAGGACCAAAAAGUAAGUAGUUGUAUGAAAAGUGGAACUUAUUCAAAAAAAGUUGCAUGUUUUCAUCUUGUUUUGUUUUUUGCUAUUCGUUGACGUCAAUAGAUAGCAACAGUAAUAGCUGAGAGUUAUACAUACCCCACGUGGUUUAUCACGAACCAAUUGAAUGAUCUCAUGCUGUGUGAUAAUGUAUGGCGGUAUCCAUAGCAGUUUAACUCUGUUGUUUGAAACGCUGCUAGAAACGCAGACUGGUUACAGAUAACUCGGUGGUAAUAAUCUGUUGCUAAACGUUACUUUAUGGCAAACGCUACCGUUUAUUUCAAUCCUGAUUUUUUUCAAUUAUCGUAAAAAAUCAGACGUUCUUGUGUUUUGCAAAACAUUUUCGAACACUGUAUUUACAUAAUGAGUAAUCCAGCUAGUAACAUACCGGAAAACUUUACUCAUAAACGACCAAUAAGUAGCAGAAGUGCAUGGGACAUGGAGGAUGAAGAUUUGGAAGUUCUGGGAACAGGUGACCCCUGUUACGAUGAGUUAAACGAAGCUGAUGUUAUCCCCGAAAAAGAAAGAAGAGGAUGUUGGCAUGAUUUGGUAAAUAGUAUUGGAGGUUGUUGGAGUACACGACAGAUGAGCAAAGGCAAAACCGACAGGGAAUGGUAUAUCAGGACAACCAUAAGGGAGUUGUUUAUCUACGUCAUAUUUGUCAUCAUUCUUUGCAUCUUGACAUUCGGCAUGAUGAGUCCCGUGAUGUACUACCAGACCAAAGUGAUAAGUGAAUUAUUCUUGGAAUCGCCUUACAAUGACACACGAAACAACGUUCGAGGCUCUACUCAGGUUAUAGACUUUUGGAGAUUUGUUGAUUACGUGAUGCUGGACAGUCUUUAUUGGGAGACAUGGUACAAUAACAAUCCUACCACCACUGAAGAUCGAAACAUUCUUUAUGAAAACCGACUUUUGGGAUCUCCACGACUUCGGCAGCUCAGAGUCAGAAAUGACUCUUGCAACGUCCACGAUGAAUUCAAGAAUGCCAUAUCGAAUUGCUAUGAAGUCUAUUCACCUCAGGUCGAAGAUAAGAAACCUUUUGGACUGAUGAAUGGGACAUCAUGGAAUUAUUUUACGGAGAAGGAGAUGAAUGGCUCCGGCCACUGGGGUUUGUUAGCUAGUUACAGUGGAGCAGGAGCCUAUGCUGAUCUUGGUACAAACAGAUCACAGGCUGUAGCUGUCAUGCAGGAACUCCGUGCAAACCUAUGGAUUUCUCGAGCUACUCGUGUAGUAUUCCUAGAUUUCACUACUUACAACGCCAACAUCAACCUAUUUUGCGUUGUGAAGCUAGUGUUCGAGUUCCCAGCCACAGGCGGCAUGAUUCCUUCCUGGAGUUUCCGAACAGUGAAACUACUUCGGUAUGUGACAGCUUUUGAUUAUUUCGUUUUGGUUUGCGAAUGCAUCUUCUGCUUCUUCAUCAUUUACUACAUCAUCGAAGAAACCAUUGAGAUUAAACAGAAUAAAUGCAAGUAUUUCAAGUCGAUUUGGAAUCUACUGGAUAUUUUUGUGAUCUUGAUAUCACUCGUGUGUAUAGGAUUCAGCAUUUUUAGAACUCUUACGGUUAACGGUAUGAUGGAGAGUCUGCUUGAAAACCCGGAUGUAUACGCAGAUUUCGAAUCUCUUGGGUUUUGGCAAACUCAAUUUAAUAGUGCCGUUGCCAUAACUGUAUUCUUUGCAUGGAUUAAGAUCUUCAAGUACAUAAGUUUUAACAAGACUAUGACUCAGCUUUCGUCAACUCUGUCACGGUGUUCCAAGGACAUUGCAGGCUUCGGAAUCAUGUUUUGUAUUGUGUUCUUGGCCUAUGCUCAACUGGGCUACCUGUUGUUUGGAACACAAAUUAAAGAUUUCAGAAACUUUCUUAAGUCCGUGUUUACUUUACUCCGUAUCAUACUGGGAGAUUUUAAUUUCGAUGAGAUUGAGGCAGCCAAUAGAGUACUUGGACCAAUAUUCUUUCUUAGCUAUGUGUUUUUCGUGUUCUUUGUCCUGAUGAACAUGUUCUUGGCCAUAAUCAACGAUACUUACGCAGAAGUAAAAUCUGAGCUUUCAAGUCACAAAAAUGAGUUUGAAAUUGCUGACUACUUUAAACGGGGGUACAACAAUAUCAUGGGAAAGGUUGGCAAGCGUGACCAACUUAUUGAUAUACAGAAUGCUCUGAAACUCGCAGACAAAGAUAAUGACAUGACGCUUUCGUUCGACGAAGUUCGUCACGCUCUACAACGGCAAAAUUUCACAGAGAUUGAGAUCGAGAUGUUAUUUGCUAAGUACGACAAAGCGGGAAACCGGGAAUUAGAUGCCCGAGAAACAAAGCAGAUGCUGGCUGACUUGGAAGGUGAGAAAACCCAGUUGAAUAGAGAGAUUCGAAAACAGCAGGAAGACUGUGUUUAUCCAUUUAAUGGAAGUGAAGGAGAUGUUUCUAAAGAGAUGAUCAACGGUAUUUCUGGACGAGUAGAUAAAAUGGAAAAAACUAUCGGGAAAAUUGGUGUUAAGAUUGAUAUUGUGCUUGGAAAAAUGGACGCCAUGGAAAAACUAAAGACAAAGAGAAAAGAGAACAUGAAAAAAAUUUUAGAUACGAUCUCAGAAAGCGAAGGACUGGACGACAGAACUAAGAGGGUGCAGAUGGAAAAACUAAUGCGAGAAGAGCUGCAACGCUGGGAUUCUCAUGCAUCUCUAAAAACUCCUGUAAGCACAAUAAUUACAUUAUAA